UUGAGUUUAUUUUGUAAAAUAUAAAUUAUUUUUUAUUUUUUAACUAUUAAAACACUGCUUUAAGACAAGGAUUUUAAUUAAUUUAUUUGCGUAUAUUUUUCGUUUAUUACAACAUUUAAAAAAAAUACGUCCUAAUCAAAAUCUGUGACCAUAUUAAAAUGUGAUUUUGCAAUUACAUAGGCUGAUUCAAAUUCUAAAGUCAUAAUUUUUAAUAUUCAACAUUUUACAUAUUUACUUAGAUUAUAAUUAAAAAUUAUCCAUUAAAAUGGCAAAAAAUUUAGAUGAAAUAAUAAACAUGAUAAAAAAUUUAGAUUUACAAGAUGAUGGAAUAUGUAUGAACCACAAAAUUAAAGCCAUUGAAUUAGAUUUUUGCAAUAUAGUAAAAGAUGAACAAAUGUUAAGUGAUUCUAUGGAUUAUAUAAACCAAAAAGUUCUCGAGGAUUGCGAUGCUGCUUUGAAAUUUGCUAUGCUUUUUUCAUCCAGAAAUUUCGAUUCCCUUGCUAUGCAUGACACAAAAGUAAGAUGCAAAAUGUUAAAUAUUUUGCAAAAAAAUUUUUCAAAUGCUGAAAUGUAUAGAAAAGAAAAUAAAAAUAUGCUAUAUAAUUCGGUCACUUUACUUGGAGAAUACUACAACAGAGUUCGUUUAGCUGAUGGAAGCCCUAUAGAUAUAUUAGGGGAAUCACUUCUACAGUUACUUACACAGGAAAUAGAAUUUGGUAAUACAGGCAGUACUGAGAAUUUGAAAUUUCCUAACAUGGAUUUUAAACUUUCAAAGUUGAUUUUGUCACAGGUUACCUUAAACGGUUCAAUUUUACGCUCAAAUCACAAAAAUGAAUUAAAUACGCUGUUGUUUUAUGUUAGGAAAAAUUUAAUUGAACAGCCCAAUUUGAAUGCGUCGGUCAAGGCUUUAUUAUUGAUGACGUUAGAUUUAUAUUAUAAUAACUUUACAAGUUUAACACCAGCUUUAGAAGAAAUGUAUACCAAAUAUUUGUUGGAAGAGGAAAACCAAAAGCAUGAUACCAAUUCGGAAAAAAAAAGUUUUGAAGAAUUACCUGUAAUAAAUAAAAAAUGGAGUGAGCAAGUUUGUGAAGAUAGUAUGUAUGAACUAGAAGCGCAAGAAGUCCCUGAAAUGGCAUCAAACAACAACAGUUUAUGCGGCAGUCAAAAUAAUAUUAAUAUUCAUGACGAUUUCCAGUACCAAUCCUUGCCCCCUCGCCCAACUAGAUAUGACGAAGAGCAAGACAACGUGAAGCCAUCUUCCCGUCGUGAGUAUUUUCCCCGCAGAAUAAAUAAAAAUAGGUCAAUGUCUCCACAAAACAACACAUUUUCCAUUAGACAAGCAUCAUCACAACCACGCCCGUAUAAUGGGUCUCACAACGAUAAAUAUGUAAACAGAAACAACCGAAACUCAAACCGCUAUAGUGCAAAUUUCGAAGAAGACAGAUCAAGUGUAAGAAGUGAAGGUGGUAGCAUAAAAUUGUAUAAUGCCGGUGAUUAUAGACACUCUCGGACAAGUGGGCGCGAUAUAGAUAGUUCCAGUCGGGACAGAAUGUCUGCAGUCGAUAGAAACAGUUGGGAUCGAGGUGGAGAAUAUAAUUCUUAUGAUGGUCGCCGACGCAGUAGCAGUCGUAGUCAACAAGACAAUAAUUACAACAACAACAAUGGUAAUAAUAACAGGAGUCGUAACACUUAUGAUCGUCCUCCCCGUUUUCGCAAUCUUGACAAUCAAUCAUGGCGUAUAGCCGCUCAAGAGAAAAAGUACGAUAGAUCCAGUUCUAAAGGCUCUGAAAGUAGAGGUUCUUCUAUGAAUCAUACAUUUCCCCGCAGCCAUAGACAAGGGAGUUACGACAAUUACAAUGGAGAAAAUUUUCGAAGCAGCAAGAAUAAUUUGCUCCGAAAUCAGACACCUGAAAUCAAUCUUAAUGAUGGAAGCAAUGAAACUGAAAAUUUUAACUCUAAGAAAAGUACUGACAAAGGUAGUAAUGCUGAUUUAUCAAAUAACCAACGACCGCAACAAUCAAGAAAUUUUGGCCGUAGCAAUAAUGACAAAUACGGUAGUCACUACAGUUUGUCUAGUGUGGAUUCUGGAACAUGGCAGCGUAGGGGCCGUCCAAAAAACCGUAAUUCUUAUCGUCGCAGAUCACAAGAUUGGGAUGACACCCGCAGCCUACAUGAAAAUUAUUCAUCUUCCGAUAAUAAAUGGGAUAAUUUAAAAGAUAAUGAAUUGGUAAAAAAUGCCAGAAAUACAACAAAAUAUAUGCAAUAUUUGUCACGAAAAAAUUAAAAAGUAAGUCUGUCACAACAUAGAAUAUAUUUAUUUAAAAAAAAUUUUAUCUCAAAAAAUUAAAUUAGAAUUUGUAGGAUAGAAAGAUUUUUAUUUUUAACAAAUACAUAUAGUGAUAUAACAAUGUUUUUAUUUGCAGUAUACUGCAUGAAUAUUUUUUAAAAAUUAUACAUAUAUAAAUUACUGCGUUGAAAAUACAAAAUAUAAGAAGAAUUAAAGCAACUCGUAAUUAAUUUAAGUUGUAAUUGAUACCUAAUUAGAAUUAAAAAUGUUGCCAUAUAAAAUGAAAUUGUACCUAUAUUUAUGUAAAAAUUCAAUUUUGUCAAUCCAUUUAAAAUCAAAAAACUUUGAAAUUCUCAUAAAUAUCAAAGAAUCAUAUGAAAUAUUAGUAGCAUUUUUGGUGUCAUAUGAAUAAAUUACGAAGUCUAAAAACAAAUAUUUUUCUACAUCUAAAUUUUUUUUUUUGUCUUCGUUACUUAAUUACUUUUAGAGUCCUACUAAUAUGCCUCAUGAUAUCUGGUUUUAUCUAAUAUUUUUAGUUACAAUUUGUCAUU
Messenger RNA from Condylostylus longicornis, 2838 nucleotides. RefSeq names its product GATA zinc finger domain-containing protein 14. The record is from RefSeq and is a predicted model, not a curated record. Gene Ontology annotation, biological process: regulation of translational initiation. Gene Ontology annotation, molecular function: translation activator activity. Bases 266 to 2284 code for a protein of 672 amino acids. Lineage: Eukaryota; Metazoa; Arthropoda; Insecta; Diptera; Dolichopodidae. The transcript has 3 exons.